Messenger RNA from Bradysia coprophila, 871 nucleotides. RefSeq lists its product as uncharacterized. The record is from RefSeq and is a predicted model, not a curated record. Lineage: Eukaryota; Metazoa; Arthropoda; Insecta; Diptera; Sciaridae.
UCGCGGUAAAAAAAAUGAAACUUGACUCAUAAUAUUCUGUAGUUUUGACAUAUCGCUAUCAUGAAUUUAUUGGAACAUUCAAAAACUUCGAAUAUUGUUUGCACGUUGUCCCAGACAAAAAUGUCGGAAAAUUCUUCAACAGAAGAUUGCCUAAUUUGCUUCGAUUCAUUCGAUAGUGACGAUAAAAACUGGAGAGUUCUCUCCUGUGAUCACAAAGUGUGUGUGCAUUGCUACAACCGAAUCAACAUUACCAGAACGACAAUGUCCGGAAUCCGCCACAAGUCUCUCAAAUGCCCGUUUUGCCAAAUUACAACCGGUACGAUUGUCGGCCUGUGCCCCGAUGGAAAUAUGACAGUGAGGAUUUUGAGAUCGGAUUGCGCAGGCUUUGAAGGCGUUGGGACGAUUCAAAUCCAAUACUACAUCAGUAACAGUGGCUACCGUUUGAACAGAAUCGCAUAUUUACCCAAUAAUGCGGAAGGGCAGGAAAUUUUGGAAUUGCUGAAAAUCGCCUGGGAUCGACGUGUUGCAUUCACAAUUGGCACUAGUAUUACAACAGGUGUGGAGAAUACCGUGGUAUGGAAUAUACACCACAAGACGAAUCAGACGGGCGGUGUGGCAUUUUUUGGAUACCCGGAUCCAACAUAUUUUCAAAGAGUCAAGUUGGAGCUGGAAGCUAAUGGGGUUGUGUUGAAUUCGAGUUAAUAAUUUGUGCUACUUUGAAUGUUUUUGCCGUUGAAAUGACGGAUUUUAGCUGAUUUUUUUUAUUGCCAAUGAUUAUGGACGCAUAGAGGUUGAGAUGGACGUAGAUAUAAAAUUAGAUUUUUUUAACGAACGGACUUUCUAACAAAUAAAUGUAAUCGGAUGAUUUAAU